UUGAGAGGAUCAAGCAUCCCACAGGGGCAGGAGCAUCAUUACUGGAGUCCCAGUACACAUGGCUGAUGCAGUUAUUGGGGCUGCUGAGUCGCUCACGACUGUUGCUUGUUGUACAAUGUAGAGCUAAUGGGAAGAUAAGGUAACUAUGGACUGGAGCUGUACUGCCCCAAAGUGACUGCUUUCUGUAUCUGUGCGAUGAAGUGACAGAGGGAAAAAGCUCAGUGACAACUGUAGAAGUUCUGAAGCUCAAACGACUCACACACACACAGUGCGAUCCAGGGAUGCGAUCUUGGCACCUGCACAAUGAAUGAGAGGCUUCUGACUGACGCCUGCUGCUGAGUGAUAUAAUAAGAUCUGCACAAAUACCAUCACCUUCCCCCCAUUCUCCCACUUUUGGGAUUUUAACUGCAGAGGGAUAUGAAGCACCAGGGAUUCACCUUCAUUGUGUUCCUAAAGUGGCUCAUUCAUGUACCUACCUGGGCAGACUCAGCUAAGUUGUACCCCCUGAGAUGUGAGGGUCAUUCCUGCAACCCUCCUAUUGUAAACCUCGCCUCAGGCAGAACCCCCCUCACACUCAGCACAUGUGGGAAGAAUAUCACAGAACUGUUCUGCUCCUUCCUAGAGCAGCCCCUAUUUGAGCAGGUCCCACCCUCCUGCGGGCAGCCCCAGUGCACUAAAUGCAGCGUUAACCAGCUGAAGAAUUCCCACCCACCUUCUUACAUGACAGACGAUGUCUUUUUAAAACCAGCAACCUGGUGGCAGUCGGCACAAGGCAUCCAGAGAGAGGAAAUCAGGCUGGAUUUUGGGACAGUGGUUUAUUUAACGCACGUUAUAAUGGUCUUUAAGUCCCCUCGCCCAGCAGCAAUGGUUCUGGAGAGGUCUCACAAUAACGGGAAGGACUGGAGAACCUAUAAAUACUUUGCCACCAAUUGCACAGCCACAUUUGGCCUUCAGGAUGAUUUAACGGCGGAAGGAUCUCUCUGCACUUCUAGGUACUCUAGUGCCUGGCCUUGUACCCGGGGGGAGGUGAUAUUUCGGGCACUAAAUCCAGCCAAUAGGAUUGAAGACCCAUACAGCCCCCAGGCACAGGACCUCCUGAAAAUCACCAACCUUCGGCUACUUCUCUUAAAGAGACAGGAAUGUCCCUGCCUGGUAGUGCCUGAAAACCGAGAGAAGCCAAACUGGUUUGCCUACUAUGCCAUCUAUGAUUUGAUUGUGCGAGGCAGCUGCUUCUGUAAUGGGCACGCAGAGUAUUGUCAGCAGGUCACACAUACUCAUGGCACGGAAACUGUGGUCCAUGGUAAGUGUGUAUGCCAACACAACACAGCGGGAGAUCACUGUGAGAGGUGUGCCCCCCUCUACAACGACCAACCAUGGAGACCAGGAGAUGGGAAGACAGGGGCACCCAAUGAAUGCAAACGUUGUCGCUGCCACAAUCACGCACUCAGCUGCCACUUAGACUUUAGAGUGUGGUUGUCAUCGGGCAGGAGAAGUGGGGGAGUCUGCGAAAACUGCCAGCACCACACUGAGGGAAACCACUGCCAGAGGUGCAAGCCUGGAUACUAUAGAGAUCACAAUGAGCCCAUGGCAUCGCCAGCAGCCUGCAAAGAAUGUUCCUGCCAUCCAACUGGUUCUGCCCUUCUUACACCGAAUGGAAGCUGGAAGUGCCAUCCCAAAACAGGAUUCUGUUACUGCAAACCUGGAGUAGCGGGGCCCUAUUGUGACGUCUGUAGCAAAGGAUUCUGGGGAUUCAGCGAGAGGGGCUGCCGCCCUUGUGACUGUGCCAACCAUUGUGACCCACACACAGGAAAAUGCCCAGACAGUCAUGAGCACCUGCUGGACAUUCCCAUUGGUGGAAGAAUAUAUGAUGUCCUUGAAGCUCCAGCCAAUGAAAGUGAGGGAGAGUGGAAAUGGAACGGCGAACAAGGCUUUUCAGCCAUGAGAUAUCCAGAGAAGUGCAUCUGCAAGGAGCAGACCUUUGGGCCCAUUACAGAGUUUUGCAAGAUGAAGUUUGCAUACGUAAUAAAAGCCAGGAUCCUUUCAGCCCAUGACAAGGGCACGCACGCUGAAGUUGUGGUGAAAGUGAGAAAGGUGCUGAAAUCUGGAAAAGUCUCCAUUACCCGAAGCAACAUGAAUAUCUACCCGGAAUCCUGGACCAACCGAGGCUGCACUUGCCCAGUUCUGAACCCUGGUAUGGACUAUCUCAUAGCCGGGUCGGAGGACAGGCGCAGCAAUAAGUUGUUGGUCAACAUGAACAGCCUGGUCAAGCCCUGGAAAGCAAAUUGGGCAAAGAAGGCAAUGGACAUAAUCCAAUCUGGUUGCAAGCAGGCUAGUAAGGCAUAAUGCAGCGAAGGAAGCCAUUGUCUUUAUCCAUCAUCGUUCUGUCUCAUCCCCCGUAACAAACAAAUUCUCCAUUAUUCCUCUAUUGUUAGUUGGCUUAUAGGACACCCUCACCUCAUGUGUGCAAGGACUAUACAUGGUGGGUAAAUUUUUCUUUCCAAAGAAACUGUUCUUGGUCAUAAAGACUUUUUUGUUUAAUAAAAUGCCCAGCUUAUUGCUUGCGCCAGUCACUACUGCUGAAUAGGGCCAGUAAUAGGCCUACAGCAUUCACUUCAGACACAUAUUACAAUAAAGAACAUGUAAUGGUU
Molecule: messenger RNA, 2648 nt
Organism: Xenopus laevis (African clawed frog)
Lineage: Eukaryota; Metazoa; Chordata; Amphibia; Anura; Pipidae
Product: netrin-4
Exons: 10
Coding region: 418-2343 (641 amino acids)
Source: RefSeq, a predicted model, not a curated record